Molecule: messenger RNA, 686 nt
Organism: Porites lobata
Lineage: Eukaryota; Metazoa; Cnidaria; Anthozoa; Scleractinia; Poritidae
Source: the annotation of a GenBank genome assembly
GGUUCAUUAACGGGCAGGUUUUAUAACACACACCAAGAAUGGUCAAAGGCUCCGGAUUGGGUGAAGCAACAGUACGAAAAUGAGCAGCAGCAGCAUUGUGGUGACAUAAGUAAGUAAUCAGUCUUAACGAUUUUUUCUUUCAAAAGGGCUAUGUCAUAGAGGUCGGGUUCAUUUUGUUUAGUGUUCCCUAUCACCCGCCCUUUAUUCGCUGUAGAACUCAGUUAGCAAUGAGAUUACAGUACUAGAUAAUAACAAAUUAACGCCUUGUGACAAACUCUCUUCCAAGCGUUAGCACUGAAAGUUACCACAACCUCCAAUUCUACUCCUUAUUCAAUUUUUGCCUCCUUUUGGAGGCGGGGGGGAGGGGGAGGAAUGGGUGGGGGCACUCAAGGGAAGUUUUGGCAGACUGACUUUCAUUCAAAUUCCACUACAAUUCAAACAUAAGUGACUGUUGUUUAAAUACAUUAAGUUACCAAAUUCACCAUUUUCCCUAUUUGAAUUUAGCCUCUCUUUACGGUGGUGCCCUGAAAGGAGCGGUUGAUGCAGCGGCUCAAUUUGCAAAGGAGAAUCCCAGAGAUGCAGCUAAGAUGGGCGCACAAAUAGCCAAUUCUGCAGGAAUAAGUCCGGAAUACGGGAUUUCCUUUGCUUCUGGAUUUCUUGAAACUGCCGACCUUAGUGAGAAAUGA